Molecule: messenger RNA, 545 nt
Organism: Mucor mucedo
Lineage: Eukaryota; Fungi; Mucoromycota; Mucoromycetes; Mucorales; Mucoraceae
Product: calmodulin
Exons: 5
Coding region: 17-466 (149 amino acids)
Molecular function (GO): enzyme regulator activity; calcium ion binding
Source: RefSeq, a predicted model, not a curated record
UUAAGUUUUACACAAUAUGGCUGAUCAACUUACAGAAGAACAAAUUGCAGAGUUCCGCGAAGCAUUCCAAUUAUUUGACAAGGAUGGCGAUGGUGCUAUUACUACCAAGGAGCUUGGCACUGUUAUGCGCUCUUUAAACUUAAACCCCACAGAAGCUGAACUCCAGGAUAUGAUUAAUGAAGUGGAUAGUGAUGGAAACGGACAUAUCGAUUUCAGUGAGUUCUUGGCAAUGUUGGCAAGAAAAAUGAAAGACACUGAUUCCCAGGAAGAAAUUCAAGAGGCCUUCAAGGUGUUUGAUAAGGAUGGUAACGGUUAUAUCUCUGCUGCCGAGUUGCGCCAUGUUAUGACUUCUCUGGGUGAAAAGUUGACAGAGGAAGAAGUUGAUGAGAUGAUUCGUGAGGCUGAUGUGGAUGGUGAUGGUCAAAUCAAUUAUGAAGAGUUUGUCAAGAUGAUGAUGUCUAAAUAAUAAUCUCUAUACACACACUUAAUAAUAGAUAAUGUACAAAAAACAAAUAAAAAAAAAAUUCUAAUCGUCCCUAUCUUUA